AUGUCUUCGGCUGCUGACUCGCAGGCCUUUGAGAUGAGUCUGCGCGACCAACUCAUCGCAGCUCAAAACAACCAUGCCCCUCCUCAACCACAGCAACCUCACCAGCAUGCGCAACCUACCAAUUCCUACAACGCCCACCAGCCUCACCAACAACCCAUCCACCAUCAUCACAACCCGGCCAUGGCCAUCCAACCCUAUGGCAUGACCCACGAUAGUCCCGACCUGAGCCUCCCCCACACCGACCCCACCGAUGCCAACAAUCAAGGAGCUGCUGCCGGCAAGAAGGGAAGAGCCCAGCGCGAACUUUCCAACACAAAGCGUGCAGCUCAGAAUCGCGCUGCUCAACGCGCCUUCCGCCUGCGCAAGGAGCAGCACAUCAACAAGCUAGAGGAUGACUUGAAGCAAUACCUGGUUAUGGAGGAGAACUUCAAGACUCUUCAACAUGAGAAUGCAGCUCUGAGAGACUACGUUACUCUUUUGCAGUCAAGAAUGACGGAAAAGAACAUCAGCUUUCCACCCACACCUGAACAGGGUCCUAUGCGAUCUGCUUCACUCUCAGCACCCGACAAUCAGCCCAUGCACCAGGAUCAGGACCCCGUCUACCAUCCUGCGCCAGUCCAACAAUCUGUUCACCAUGAUCAACACGACCAUCACGAACAACAUCGCUACCCCGAUCCUUCUCCACCACAGAGCCAUCCUGCACNNCGUCCAACGUCUAUCCACCACCCACUCACGACCAGCAGCACCACCAACACGACCCUGCGAUCCAUGCUCAGCNCUGUACAACAAGACACUGCCAGCGAUACUCUUCCUGCUGCCGCUAUAAGUCAGCUCCAGGCUGCUGCUGCUCAAGCAGGUAGCAUGAAUCGUCCACAUUCUCCACCUUCUACACAUCAUGACCAACACCACCAAACUCAUCCUCAAGACCCUCAAUAUGUGCGUGCUAGUGAGUAUCCUGCUCAUAAACGUCUCAGACUUGAUUCUCCUCCUCAUCAGACACAGGCACUGAGUGACAAGCCGGACGUUUAG
Molecule: messenger RNA, 1029 nt
Organism: Aureobasidium uvarum
Lineage: Eukaryota; Fungi; Ascomycota; Dothideomycetes; Dothideales; Saccotheciaceae
Source: the annotation of a GenBank genome assembly